AUGUUUUUCGCCAUACUGAUUUUCGCAAAUAUUUUUGAUCUCGUCUUUUCGCAUUACGGGUGAGUUGAAUAUUUUUUUUUAAUUCAAUUUUAAAUUUUUUUUCGUUUACAGUUCCACUACAAAAUAUUGUUAUAGUUGUAUGUCUGAAGAUUUUUCAUUACAUUGGCCAUAUUUAGAGGAGGUAAUUAAAAUUUGAAAAUAUAUUUUUGAUUCUAAAUACCCUGAAAAUAAUCUUGAGAAUGAGUUUAACACAACUGUCUCAGGUGUUGAAUUACUAUUUUUUCGUUUUUGCCGAAAAACGUAUUCUUUUCUUCCGGAGAGAAGAGGGAUUACCCGAAAAAAAACCAAUAUUUUUGUGUUUGUAUUCAUAUCCCCUAAAAUCCACGGAAUUUUUUUGUAGCCAUGUUGUGUUUUCUACUCCAAAAAAAUUGAGAGAAAAUGACACCAAUUUGUGUGUGCGAAAAAAAAGAAUAAGAAACAAAAGACACCAUUCACCAGAGAAUAAUAAUUCAAAAAAUACGUUGUUUUUGGGUGAAUCUUGAGUGUUUUUUGUUGGAAUUUGGAAAGAAUGGGAAAAACUUGAACACGCACGCAAUUCUUUUUUGGCUCUUGAAAAAGCGAAAUUAGCAGCAGCAAAGAUUUUUAAUGAGAAGUGUGAAAUUGACGAAUUUUUCUUCCGACCGUUUUGAAAAUUGUUGAACUUUAUGAGAAAAAAUCAAUAAAUGUUAUGCUAAUCAGAUUUUCUCGCCAAACAUUUCUCUUCUAUAAAAAAGGGAGUAUCUAACACACUCUGGCCAAAAAUCACAUUUCCCGUUGUUUCAAUCAAAAAAGAAAGAAGCACGAAGAAAAAGGAAUCAAAUUAGUGCUGCGGACACCUGCCAAACCAACAAAAAUUCCCUUCUUUCUUCCCUUGUUCUUUUUUGAACAACAGAGGAAAAGUUAUUGAAAAUUUCUGUGCGUGCGAAAAAAAAUUUGCAUAAUGUUUUUUCCUUCUACUUCUUUUUCAACUUGAUUUUCGAUUAACACAUGGAAGAGGGAUUUUUUUGGAAAAAAAAAUAUGCUACAGAAAAAAAACAUGCUAACGACACAAAUCAAAAUGUCACAUUUUCCAUAUUUUUCCCGCUCUCAUGAUGAAGAUAUUGUGACACGAAAAAAAUUUGGUUGUAGUUGAGGGACCUUUUUUUUCUUCCUCAUCUCUCUUCUCGUUUCGUUUAUUUGUUGAACCAUAGCCGCAAACACCCCAAGCACAACAGAAAAAAAAUACGUCAAAACUAAAAAGGGGCUGCUCAUCCGUUUCAAUUCCUUCGAGAUUCGGCGCGCCGAUAUAUCAGGGAAAGAAGGCCUGGUUGGAGCUUGAGCGAGAAAAAUGUGGAAAAAUGAGACAAUUUUCGGCAGGGUCUUUCAUAUUCGUGUUGAGCACCAACAAAUUUGGUCGAAACAAAGUAUCAGAGAUUUUGAUGGUUCCUUGGAGAACCUAGAAAUGUUGCAAUUUUGCUAAUGUUCAAAAAAGCACAUUUCGAGAAUUGAAAAAAGUAGAAGUUUAUGUGGAAAAAUCUGGUCUGCGAAUAAUGGUCAUCAAACAACAGUCUGUGUUUAACGGACUGCGUUCAACGGUCUGCAAACGACGGUCUGCGAACAACGGUCUGCGAAUGCAAAAAAACUGUCUGCAUAUUUUAAAAAAAUUUCCACUAUACUAAUAUUUUUCAUAUAUUUAUUUGCUACAAUUUUUCACAAAAAAAGCUAGUUCAUCUAAAAAUACAAAGUUUCUUUUCAAAAGCCUAUAAAUCUGGAACAUAAAAGUGACAUAUGUUGUCGAUAUGUUUUUUUUUUGUUUAAAAAAAACCCCUUGACUAAAAAAUGUGUUUUUCUUUCCAGGUGUACCAUCGACCAAUGAACUUCACCGACAAAUGUUUUCAAGUUCCGACAUCUGCAAAUAUUGGAAAAAGGGAAUGUACUCAAUCAACAUGUGUAACAGUUAUUGAACCGAGGAUAUUAGCAGGUAUAAAAAUAUCAUUGCGGGAAAAAUCGCGAAAUUGUCAAAUGAAAAUGAUGAAUUACCUGCACAUAGUUUAACAAUUUUUGGCGCGCCUUUUUUUUGUGGUUAUUAUUAUUAGGCAUAUUUUUAUUACAAAGGAAAAGACCACAAAAAAUAUUCGAAAAAAAAUAAAGGGUGUUUUUCUAGUACUACAACUACUACUAACUUAAUAGCUCUUCGCUUUUUUAUUAUGAUUGAAAAAAGUGGGAUUUUUUGUGCUGACUGACAAAAAAUAUGUAUAUCCUUUCCUUUGAAGUACACACACACCCCAACAAAAACCCUUUUUACUACUUACAAAAGACAAGGGUCCUUCAGUCGAUUAUUAUUAUUAUUAUUUUUCAUUUUCAUUUUUCUUCCGCAAAAAAAUUUCGAAGGCUUUUUUAUAUAUGUCCCUUAUAAGAAAAAGGGGAUAAAUUCAAUUUGUAGAAAAAAAAGAAGUGCAAUUUUUCAGACUUUUAUUCAAAGAUAGAAAAGGAUCAAAAUUUUUGUUUCAGGACAACAUAUUGGGAAUAAUAUCAUUCGUGGAUGUUUUGAAAGUGUUUUCAAAUUUGGCUCAACUCCCAGAACUGGUCAAACAUAUGGUUAGUUUUUCCGCAACAAAAAACUUUUGUGAAAAGUGCAUUUUUUGUUGCUAUUUCAAUGUGAAAAGCAACUGAAAAUUAGAGGCAAAUUACAGAGAAAAUCGUUUUUGUGUAUGUCAAUUUGAUGAAUAAUUGACAAGUUUUUGUGCAUUGCGUGUUUAUGUGCUCAUCGUUUAGGCGAAAAAAAGCGGUUCCUGUCUUUUUUCUUUAGAAUAGGAUAGGGAACAAAAUUGAGAUAAAUGUGCAUAAAUCACAAUUCUGUUAACGACAUGCACAUUUAUCUUAUUUUUUGAGAAUCAUUUGACUCGGGAUUACAGAGAAAGCAACUGACUUGAUUCAAAAAAUGUUUUUUUCCAGAUACAUCUUGUAUGCGAAUGCCUGCCCAUAAAUUGCUACCACCACGAUUGGCGGCAAGAAGUAGUAAUCGAACUGUUGAAUUAUGUUGGUGUAUUGGACAACUUUGUAAUAAUUAUCCAAGUGUUGCUAUGAAUAGGUACAGUUUUGAAAAAAAAAUAUUUUGAGACUAGAAUUCAUGAAAAUCCGCAGAACAACAAAGCCUAUUAUUUUCAAUUUUCCGCUUGAAAUUUGCAUUGCUUCAGAAGACUUUUAGUUGUAGAAAUAUAGUGGUCUGCAAAUACUUUCUGUAAGAAGUGGUCUGCAGAAAAAGAUGUACAAAGCGCAGUCUGCAAAUAGCGGUCUGCAACCAACGGUCUGCAUUUAACGGUCUGCGUUUAGCGGUCUGCGAACAACGGUCUGCAUUUAACGGUCUGCGUUUAACGGUCUGCGUUUAGCGGUCUGCAACCAAGAUUUCGGACCACCUUUUUCCAAAAAACCAUAAACAAAUAGUAAAUCUCUAAUCCACUAUAAAUAAAAUAACGACUGAAUCCCCAACUCUAAUAACAUUAUUUUGUCCGAUUUCCAGCGUUCGCCAACCAAAUUUCUUCUUCUUCUCUUCGUUUCUAGCAUUAUUUUUGGUGUUCGUUUUAUUGUGGAUUUGCGGGUAG
Caenorhabditis angaria is the source of this 3620-nucleotide messenger RNA. NCBI's taxonomy places the organism in Eukaryota, Metazoa, Nematoda, Chromadorea, Rhabditida, Rhabditidae. The record is from the annotation of a GenBank genome assembly.